AACACUCAGAUACUGUAAUGUUUUAAACAUUGUCAGUGUUUUUUUAAAGAGGAAAACAAAUUUCCCCUCCAAAAAAAAACAUCGUUCUGUACAUUCACAUGCACAAAAAAUCAACGGUCAAUGAUGAUAUUCAAGGAUGGGGGAAAAAUAUAUCGAAAAGCUGUACUCCAUACUUUAGUGAAACUCCAUGGUAGCUCGUUACUUAAAAUAAUAAUAAUUAUUACGUUUUUUAAAUUUGUUUUUGAUUUGUAUUGUUACAGUAGUAACGCUUUUUUACUUCUAGUAGUUAAUACAUCAGAAAUACGAUCAGUAAUACUGGUCACGUAUGAAAUUGAACGAAAUAGGUGAUAAUUAAUAAGGCAUUCAAUAUUGUUUUACCAAAACAUUUUGUCUCAAUAUUGUUAACAUAUAUUGUAUUUACUAUUUAUAUCAUUAAUUUAUAGUUAAAAGCAACUUAGAGAGAGAGGGACGGUGGCAAAAUAUUACGUUCAGAUAUCAAUAUGGGAAAAGAACAAUAUUUUAUAAUCACAACCCUUAUUGUCGGAAUUAUAACUGCUCUUCCUAAAGAUAGGGUUGUCUUUGAGAUUGAUUCACCUAAAAUUCAGAAUAAAGCACAUGAAGACAUAAUACCACACAUUGCAUCUAAGUUACCAUCACAAGAUACAUGUGGUAAAAGAAAGGCACCAAGUUUUCGAAUAGUUGGAGGAAGUGAUUCAGAUUUAGGUGUUUGGCCAUGGAUGGUAGCUCUCGGAUACAUGGGUAAAGAUGAUGGCAAUGAUUCUAUAAUAUGGUCUUGUGGUGGUACAUUAAUAUCUAACAAACAUGUCUUAACUGCCGGCCAUUCCGUGGCCAAUACAGGGAGAAGUAUAUUGACAGUUGCACGAUUGGGUGACUUGAAUUUGGAUUCCACUAUCGAUGAUUGGGUAACUCCAUUGGAUGUUCCAAUCGAACGUGUUAUACAACAUGAAAAAUAUAACAAAACAGCUUUUUCCUAUGACAUCGGAUUAGUGAUAUUGAAAAAUGAUAUUACGUUUACUACAUUUAUCCAACCAAUAUGUUUGCCAUUAUCACCAGAUAUGAAAAACAUCGAUAUGGGAAAUAAUUUGCCUUUUAUUACUGGAUGGGGAAAAACUGAUACAGUUGAAGAACCAUCUUCAUCCUUAAAGGAAGUUCGAGUUCCAAUCAUAGACAACGAGUAUUGUCAAUGGAUGAUUUAUAGAGAAUUGAAACAAGUACGAGGAGUAGUUAUCGAUGACAGAAAAUUGUGUGCUGGAGAACAAGGAAAAAGCGCAUGUUCGGGUGAUUCCGGAGGUCCGUUAAUGUGGUUAAAGAAAAAACAAUUUUAUUUGAUCGGCAUUAAUUCUUAUGGUCAAGUUGAGUGUGGAGUCACGCCAGAUGUGUAUACCAAAGUGUCUUCUUAUAUUGAUUGGAUUUUAGAGAAUAUAUAAAUUUUAAUAUAAGCAAUUAAUAAACUUAUUUUAUUCUAAUUUCGAUAAUAAUAUACGUUUGUAUACAACUA
This is a messenger RNA of Rhopalosiphum padi (bird cherry-oat aphid), 1519 nucleotides long. RefSeq names its product venom protease-like. The transcript has 9 exons. Lineage: Eukaryota; Metazoa; Arthropoda; Insecta; Hemiptera; Aphididae. Gene Ontology annotation, molecular function: serine-type endopeptidase activity. The record is from RefSeq and is a predicted model, not a curated record. Gene Ontology annotation, biological process: proteolysis. The coding region runs from base 501 to 1448 and encodes 315 amino acids.